This is a messenger RNA of Camelus dromedarius (Arabian camel), 3883 nucleotides long. RefSeq names its product T-cell-interacting, activating receptor on myeloid cells protein 1-like. NCBI's taxonomy places the organism in Eukaryota, Metazoa, Chordata, Mammalia, Artiodactyla, Camelidae. The transcript has 10 exons. The record is from RefSeq and is a predicted model, not a curated record. Gene Ontology annotation, cellular component: plasma membrane. The coding region runs from base 140 to 1237 and encodes 365 amino acids.
GCAAGGCUGUUACAGCAUCUCUGUUACCAAAUCAGGUCUGUCUGCCUGCCGCACAGCAACGGGCGUCCGGAGAACAUUCAGGCUUACCACCAGCAGCAGCGUUGGCGGAAGAUCUUGGAAGAGGCGCAGACGGACCAGCAUGAUCUCCCAACUCCUGACCCUGCUCUGCGUUGGGCUCUGUGUUGGCCAAGGAGACCUAAGAAGAGAUGAGUCACCUCCCAAGCCCUCCCUGAGCGCCUGGCCCAGCUCGGUGGCACCUGCCCGCAGUAACGUGACCCUGCGCUGCUCGACUCCUACCAAGGAUGUAAACUUUGUUCUCAGAAAGGGAGGAAAGGUCUUGGAGCUCUUGCAAUCACCUGAUUCCACAGAGGGCCAGGCGGAAUUUCACCUGACGGAUCUAAAAAGCAUUAAUGCUGGAGAGUACACCUGUGAAUACUACAGAAAAGGCCAUCCCCACAUAAGUUCACAGCCCAGUGAUGUCCUGCAACUACUGGUGACAGGGUAUUUUUCUAAACCUUCCCUCCAAGCCCACCAAAGGGGUGUUGUGACUGAAGGAGCAGAGGUGACCCUGCAGUGCCAGAGGCCAGACACUGAAAUUGUGGCUGUAACGUUUGCCCUACUGAAGGCAGGAACGGCAAUGCCCAUGCAGCGCCGGAGUCCAGAGGAGAAGAGGGCGGAGUUCUCCCUUCAGAAUGUGAGCAUCGGUGACACAGGGAACUACAGCUGUGUGUACUACCAGACAAGGGCCCCUUUCUUGGCCUCCCGCCCCAGUGAUCACCUUGCGAUCUGGGUCACAGGUAAAGAUGAAGGAAAGUCUUCCGAGAGAGCAGAAAGCAGGCUAGGGACCACUGGAAUCAUUCUCAUCGUCAUCUUCAUCUUCCUCUGCCUCCUCGCCUGCUUCCUCAUUUACAAAUACACCCGGGGUGGAGUACAUCCUGACAAGAAGACCAAAAGCUCCUGCUCUUCUAAGGAUCCUGAAGACAGGGUGACAAGUAAUCAGCCUGGGAAAGAAAGUGGUGGUGCAUCGGCAUCUGUGAAGAGUUGUUCCCUCGCCUUGGAUGAAGGGUCCCAGGUCUCAUGCACUGAAGAACCCCAUGGAACAACUUAUGCUGACCUGGACACCAGAGCCCUAAGUCAGGGCCCCUCCAGCCAGAUGAAGCAGCCUCUGGAAACCUGUGUGUACUCAGCCGUUAAGACACAGCCUGGAGAAGACCUGGAGCCUGGGAAGAACUUCUGACAAGGGAACAGACAACGAGGCAGAGGCUCCUUAGAAGACUAGGCAAGCGGGGGUCCCAUUCCUCAAAUCUCCAAUGAAGAUGUGUUUCUUUCUUCUAAGGAAGUUUUUAAAGUGAGAGGUAUUCACACAGAGUAAAAUGCACAAAUCUUAAGUGCACAGCUCAGUGACUCCAUCCAUCCAUCCACUCACCCAUUUAUACAUCUAUCCAUCUCCAUCCAUCCAUCCCUUGGUGUAACCAACAUCCACAUCCAUCCCUCCAGAAGGUUUCCUUGUGACGCUUCCCAGUCGACUGCCAUUUCCCCUGAGAUCAUUCUUUCUUCUGACCUGUCACCUUGGGUGAGUUUUGCCUUUGUUCUUUCAUACGCACUCAUAUAAAUGCAAUCACGCCAUUCGUACUCUUCUGUGUCUGUCUUCUGUCACUUAAAUAUACUGUUUCUGAGAUUUAUGCUUGAUGUCACCUGUAUUAGUGUCUUCUUCCUUUUUCUCUGCUGAGUAUUACUCCAUCGUAUGUUUGUACCACAGCGUGUUUAUCCAUUCUCCUGUUCAUGGACAUCUGGGUUUGUUUCUGGUUUGGGGCGUUUACGAGUAAAGUUUCCGUGAACACGCUUAGCUAUGUCUUUGUGUGGAUAGGCAUACAUGCAGCCCUUUACCUGGAGGUGGAAGGGCUGGGUCAAAGGACAGCUAUAUGCUUAAUUUUAUCAGAGACUUUCAAAGGGUUUUCCAAAGGGCUGCGUCAUUUCCUGCUUCUUUCUUUGCGGGGGUGGGGGUGGUGGUUGUGGUGGUGGUGGUGGAAGCAAUUAAGUUGGUUUAUUUAUUUAUUUAAUGGAGGUACUGGGGAUUGAACCCAGGACCUCGUGCAUGGUAAGCACGUGCUCUACCACUGAGCUCUACCAUCCCGCCUCCUGCUUCCUUCUUGCUGUGUGCUCAGUGCCUUUCUCGGCUGCCAAGCUCCUGCUCCCACUCCCUUCCCACCAUAAAACUGCCCCAUGACCUCACAUGAAUUUGUGGGCUGGGGGAGGGAGGUCCUGAAUGAGUGAGCAUUCACGGUGUCAGUCAGACUCUAAAAUGACCUCCAGUCCUCUCCGCUCCUGUGUAGUCCCCUCCAGGGGGACUGGUGACUUGCUUCUAACCUACAAUAUGGUGAAGAAGGUGGGCUGUCACUUUGGCGGGUACAUUAUCUGAGGCUGUAACUUCUAUCUGGAUGGCAGACUCUUGACCACUGAAAUGGUGUCCCCCUGAAACUGAGCUCCCCUGAUGAGUUUAAGAGUAGCCGCUCUAUCCAAAACUUUAUUCCCUUUCUUGUCCCUCCCGCCUUCCCCUCAGGACUGAGGAUUAUCAAAGAAAACAGGGGAUUGAAACCUAGCAGGACCCUGCAGGGCCCUCCCGGGUACAAGAGCUCCUCUGUGUCCCCCGUUUCUGGUUUGUACAGAAAAAAAAGCUUUAGUCUGCUAGGCCUUCCCUGAGUUCCAAAGAGCAAAUUCAAGCAGUUACUAGUUAGGGAAGAGAGGGAAUGCAGAAACAAACGAAAAGCAGCCAAGAAACAAUAGUUCAGCAAUAAAGCAGAGUCUGAGCUCCUCCUCAAGGGGUGUGCGUAACAGUUUAACCUGUAUCUUUGAGUUGUUCUGCAGAAACUAAGACCCUGCCCCCCCCCCACCAGGUAGAGGCUGGUAACUACACACUGACCAUAAGCACACAGACCCCAGACUGGCUGGAACCAGAAGGUUGAUGAUUAAGGUUCCCCAAACAUUUCCCUGUUACCUCACCACCAACCAAUCAGAAGAAAGUCCAUGAGCUGCUCAUGCCACCUGCAACCCUCACCCCAAAUGCCGCCUUUAAAACCCUUCCCUGAAAGCCAUCAGGGACUUCAGGUUUUUUGAGCAGGAGCUGCCCAUUCUCCUUGCUUAAUGCCCUGGAAAUAAAUGCUGCACUUCCCUUCACCACAACCUGGUGUCCGUAGACUGGCUUUGCUGCAAGACAGGCGAGCAGACCCACGUUUGGUUUGGUAACACUGCCUUCUUGGAUUGUGCACUUUGAUGACGUGGGCUGCCACACCGGGAAAGCCCACAUGGCAAGGAACUGCAGGUGAUCUCCAGUCAGCAAGGAACAGAGGCCCCUGACCCAGCAGGCUGAGGCAGCAGAAUCCGUGAACAAGCACGUGAGUUUGAGCUGUAUGACAAGGAAUCUGGCUGGUCUCUGCCUCUGGUACCUGGGAGGUAACUGUCAAUGCUCGGUGUUUCUCCUAAUAGGAGUCCCUUUGUUAUUCCCAGUGGGCCCCUUGGCCCACUCCUGAGUUUAUGGUAAUAAGAUGACUCAGGAUGGGGGAGGGGGCUGGUGGGUCCAGAAAUACCAACCAUGUGAUUGGAAGGUUGGAGCUUUGAGCCAGAGGAUGUGAGUCUUCUGGGGAAAACGGGGGCUGGAGAUGGAUUCUGUCAAUCACGCCUAUGUGAUGAAGUCCCAGCGAGCACUCUGCAUACCAAAGCUCAGGGGAGUUUCCUGGUUGACGAUACACACUGAUGUGUUGAGGGGGGGACACAUCCUGAGAAUAGAGGAAACUUCACACUGGGGGCCCUCCCAGACCUCCCCCUUGGCAUCUCUUCAUUUAGUUGGUCCUGAUUUGUAUCCUUUAUAAUAAAACGGUAAUCCUAA